Manduca sexta (tobacco hornworm) is the source of this 1956-nucleotide messenger RNA. Its product is annotated as elongation of very long chain fatty acids protein. Gene Ontology annotation, molecular function: fatty acid elongase activity. Gene Ontology annotation, cellular component: endoplasmic reticulum membrane. The coding region runs from base 78 to 935 and encodes 285 amino acids. The transcript has 5 exons. Gene Ontology annotation, biological process: fatty acid elongation, saturated fatty acid; fatty acid elongation, monounsaturated fatty acid; very long-chain fatty acid biosynthetic process. NCBI's taxonomy places the organism in Eukaryota, Metazoa, Arthropoda, Insecta, Lepidoptera, Sphingidae. The record is from RefSeq and is a predicted model, not a curated record.
UAUUAAACCGGACAGUCGAUGAGCGAACAGCAUUAAGAACCUCUCCGGGGGAUGUGCCGUUGUUAAAAAUAGUGAACAUGGAAAGGAUUGACGAUAGACAUGUGUUCUGGAACUUUAAAGGAGCUGGAGAAUACAGCGAUCAGAAAUUCCUGAUGAGCACACCAUUUGUGAUAACCGCCAUUGUGGUCCUGUACUUAUGGUUCGUGCUCAAAUUCGGACCCGAAUUGAUGAAGAAACGACCGCCGUUCAAAUUGGAGAAGGUUUUAUUAGUUUAUAAUGCUGUGCAAGUCAUGAUAUCCUGUUAUAUAUUCCAAUUGGGAUUUAGAUUUUUAAUAAAUAAUGGAAUGUGGAACACGAGGUGUUUAAGCGAAACUGAAGAGUUUAGAAAACAGGUAGUAGACGGAAGCCACUACUAUUUCCUUGCCAAGGUGGUAGAACUCCUCGACACAGUGUUCUUCGUGCUACGGAAGAAACAGAAGCAGGUGACUUUCCUCCACGUCUACCACCAUGCAAUGAUGGCAUCGUUGGUGUGGGCCAUCGUCAAAUACAACAGGACUGACAUCACCGUGUUCCUUGGAGUCAUCAACUCCUUGGUCCAUGUGGUGAUGUAUGGGUACUACGGGCUUUCUGUGUUCCCAUCGCUGACGAAAUACUUGUGGUGGAAGAAAUACAUUACUAUGAUGCAAUUGAUCCAAUUCUCCCUGAUGUUCAUCCACACCAUCGUAACCCACAUGGUCUCAGAGUGCCGUCCGUCCGAAGCUCUGCUCAUCACUGUCUGUUUCAACACAGUCCUCUUCAUGUAUCUCUUCGGGGAUUUCUAUGUCAAGUCCUAUAUCAAGAAAUACAAUAGAAAAGACAUCGUUAAUGCUGGAAAGGUUAUUAGUAAUUCUACAAACGUUACUAACUACCAUAAGUUAGCUAUGAAGAUUCAUUAGUCGUAAUUGUUAAUAUAAGAGACUGCCGAAGUGAGUUUCUGAAACACUAAACAGUAAUUUUAAAGUGUUAGAGAAUAUGUUUUAUAUUUUUUAAAUGCAUAGAACACUUAUCACGUUUUUACAAACUGUUAGUUUUAAAUGACCUGGAGUUUGGCACCUAAGAUUACCUAUAAGUUAUUAUUUCCUUACGAACAAGAAAUUUUCCCAUACUGCUAACUAAAUUGCCUGAUGGUAUGGGAAUUAUAAGAAUUCUCGCGUGGUUUUAAUUACUAUAUAAUGACCUCUCUAUUGGUUUGUCAGGCUUUAGUAUAAAAAACGUUUGAUGCCACGGUAAUUUGAUAAAAUGCGAUUAAAUCAGAUGCGGGACUAAAUAUAAAUUCAACACUAACUAAAUCAGUUGAGGCUAAAACCCAAAUAUCCAAGCCACGAAGCAAAUACCGUUUAAAACGACAAUUUAACACUUCAUCCCGGGCGUCCAAUGCCGCUAAUUGACAGGAGUAUAUGUCAAAAUAAUUAAGUUAUGAGCCCGCUCGGGAUUCGCGCUCCAGUUUUUAAUAUGUCACAUCUUGUCAGAUAUUUUGUGUAGCGAGAGUUGAUUCAACAAAAAGCGGUGUUGGAUUUGUGAUUUCAGAACAUGCUCCAGAAAUAACUACUGGCGUAACAUUAUACUUAUAAUCAAUACGAGCUAAAUCUUAAUAGUCGUGGAAUAUUCAGCACUUUGAUCUUGAAGAGCAAUAUACUUUAAUAGGCAGGUAUUUAGUUUAAUAGCAUACAGAUAAUUCUAAUCUAUGUUAAUUUUAAGAAUGAUCUCCAAUUUUCUAUAAAAUAAUUUGCAUAACAAAAUGACUAUCUGUUUUAUAUUCAUUGAUACUUCAAUUUCAUUGCAAUUUUAUCUACGCGUGUAACAGUAACUCUAAAAUUAGUUUUAAGUGUUAUGCCAACUAUAACAUUCUAUUUUUCUAAUGUAAUAGAUUGUAAGUAUUACUUGAUUUAUAGUCUAGAUAACUGCUUAGAAAUAUUU